AUCAAAAGAUUUUUUCUGUUCUUCUUCACAAAACAAAAACAAAAACAAAAAACCAAAACAACGUUCCUUUGUUCUUUCUCAAAUCGCUUCAAACCAAAAUCACACCACAAAGCAAAAAAAAAAAAACAAAAAAGGAAAAAUUGAAAAACCCUAAAAAGCGUUUCUUCAAGAAUUAAGCUUUCAAGAUACCUCAGCAGAUAUUGUAAAUUGGGGCACUGUUAAAUAUAUUUGAAAGAUGGGUGCUUCAGCUUAUGAUCAGAGUUAUAAUGUUAAUCUUGCGCCAUUGGAGUUGUCUAAGAAGAGGAAAAUUAGGAGUAGAGGAAAAGGGCUUAAAUCUGUGGCUGAGAUUUUAGCUAAGUGGAGGGAAUACAAUGAGCGUCUCUAUGCUGGUAAAGAUGAUGGUAAACCGAAGCGUAAAGCGCCGGCGAAAGGUUCAAAGAAAGGGUGUAUGAAAGGGAAAGGAGGACCUCAAAACUCAGAGAAUAAGUAUAGAGGUGUUAGACAGAGGACUUGGGGGAAAUGGGUUGGUGAAAUUAGGGAACCAAAUAGAGGUAGUAGGCUUUGGUUAGGUACUUUUCCUACUGCUCAAGAAGCUGCUCUUGCUUAUGAUUAUGCUGCUAGAGCUAUGUAUGGUCCUUCCGCGCGACUUAACUUCCCGAAUAUAUCAGAUUAUAGUUCUAUUAAGGAAUAUUUGAAGGAUUCUUCAUCAGAUGAUGUUGCUGCUGCUCCUGCUGCUAGCUGUUGUUCUUCAGUGGUGACAACUCCUGCAACAUCUGAGACAACAACUCUGUCAAGUCAUUCUGAGGUUUGUGCUGUUGAGGAUGUUAAGGAGAUGUUUAAGAUACCUGUCACUAUGAACAAUACUGUUGAUGUUUGUUAUGAAGUUUCGUCUCCAACUAGUAGAAUUAAGCAAGAGCCAAAGGAUGAGUUUGCUGAUAUCAUUGACCCUAGUGGUGGUGAAAUCCAAGAUGCUAAAUCAGAAGGAAUACAAAAGCCAAAGGAUGAGCUUGCUGAUAUCAUUGACCCUGGUGGUGGUGAAAUCCAAGAUGCCAAAUUAGAAGAAACACAGAAACAUGAUGUUGUGCAGAUUGGAGAUGGUGUAUGUAAUGACCAGAUGGAUUUUUCAUGGAUUGAUAACUUUGACUUCGACUUUGACUUGGAUUUUGACUUCAAUGGUGAUGAUAACAAGAAGAAUUGUUCAAUGGAUGAGUUCUUUCAAGCGGAGGAGCUUUUGGGGCAGUUAGACAAUAAUCCAGUUGAUGAAUCUGGGUUGAUGCAAAGUUUGAAUUGUGGACAAAUGGGUUUUCCUGAAGAGAGUAAUCCUCAGGUUGGGACUAGUCCAAGCUUCUUUUAUGAAUUGGAAAAUCCAGAUGCUAUGCUGUUAGGGAGUUUACCUCAUAUAGAACAUACAGACACAACAUCAGGUGUUGAUUAUGCAUUAGAUUUCUUUAAAAUAGAAGAACCUGUGAACUGUAAUGGUUCUCUUGAAGAUACACCAUUUCUUGAUUUGAAUUUUGAUGAUGUGAAUUAUGAUUCAAGAGGAAUGUAAGGAAGGAAGAAUGAUUAGAGGAAACUUUGUGUACAACUUUGCCUCACUAGUAUCAACUGGCUUGAACAUCUGCUUGCAGCUUUUCUCAUGGAUUUGGUCUCCUUUUAGCUUUAUAUGUGCAUAAAAAAAAAUACAUAUUAAGUAUCUUCUUCAUGUUUUCUUUCUUUUAGACAUGCUAAUUCUCUAUAGGGUUUUUAAAAAUGGGGAAUUAGCUAACAACAUUUGUUUAUUUGUUAGUUUACUUUGUUUCUUGGGUUUAGUUUGGACUACCUUAUAACUCAUGUACAGUACUUUAUAAGGUCUAAUACAACAUCUUGAGAACUGAUUUUGACAUUAGUUUUUUCAUGUUAUAUACCAAGGACAUAGACUACCAGUA
Messenger RNA from Trifolium pratense (red clover), 1925 nucleotides. Its product is annotated as dehydration-responsive element-binding protein 2A-like. The record is from RefSeq and is a predicted model, not a curated record. Gene Ontology annotation, biological process: positive regulation of DNA-templated transcription; response to stress. Gene Ontology annotation, molecular function: DNA-binding transcription factor activity; transcription cis-regulatory region binding. Bases 236 to 1549 code for a protein of 437 amino acids. NCBI's taxonomy places the organism in Eukaryota, Viridiplantae, Streptophyta, Magnoliopsida, Fabales, Fabaceae. The transcript is spliced from 2 exons. Gene Ontology annotation, cellular component: nucleus.